GUGUGUACACGUCGAUUGACAGCCAGAAAAGAAGUGCUUAUUUUCACAAAAUCUAAUCCCGUCGGUCACGAACGAAAUACAUUGGCAAGUGUAGUAGAAAAGUUGUGAAUUUUGUGUCCGUUUUUCGAUAGUAAAAGUUAAAUCGUGAAUUCCAUACAUCGUGCCAUAAGCAGGUGUUCUUUGUGCGCUGAUUUAGGAAUACAAAUAGAGUCAAAAUGGGAAAUGAAACAUCUUUGCCUAUGGAGCUGUGCUCAAAUUUUGACGCUGACGAGAUUCGGCGUUUGGGCAAACGCUUUAAGAAACUCGAUCUGGACAACUCCGGUGCGCUGAGUAUCGAUGAGUUCAUGUCGCUUCCAGAAUUGCAACAGAACCCGCUGGUCCAACGCGUCAUAGAUAUCUUCGAUGCAGACGGCAACGGGGAAGUAGACUUCAAGGAGUUUAUCCAAGGUGUAUCGCAGUUCAGCGUCAAGGGGGACAAGCUGUCCAAGCUGAAAUUCGCCUUCCGAAUAUACGACAUGGACAACGAUGGAUACAUCUCCAAUGGGGAACUGUUUCAGGUGCUGAAAAUGAUGGUUGGAAACAAUUUGAAAGACACUCAGCUGCAGCAAAUUGUGGACAAAACCAUUGUGUUUGCCGAUAAGGAUGAAGAUGGCAAAAUUUCCUUCGAAGAGUUCUGUUCGGUUGUUGGCAAUACCGAUAUUCACAAAAAGAUGGUCGUCGAUGUUUAAAGUACUAACUAAUAAUGAUAUAUACAUAAAAAAAAAAACAAAAAUUUACUUGCUAGCAAAAAACUAUCUAAUUUAUUAACGUAAAAACAAAAUAAGAGUGUUUGUGAAUGUUGCAUCUGAUGAAAACAGAAAAACACAAAUGUUGUAGGUACUUUUAGUUUUUUUCUGUGUUGUUCACUCUCCAUUUUUUCCUCUCAUGUUAUAGAAUUAAACAUACAAUUUAAUGAAUAAGAUCUGUCAAAAGUUUUAGGAAAGAUUUAAAACUAAACGUGCGCUUGAUUACCGCAAUAACAAUCCGCUCAUAAUUCUAUCAAUAGCUCCGUACUUGAGAAGAGUUUUUUGUUUGUUAUUUUGUUAACUGGGGGUUUAUUCUAUGAGGCGCUUGAGAGAAAACGGGCAUUUAGUGCCAUGUAACGACACAAAGUAAGAGGACAAGUCACGCCACACGGAGUAGUUCCAGGUUGCUUUAGUUUAUUUUAAUUUUACCGAUUGUGUAACUUGAAACGAAAAACGAAAAAAAUCCAUCAGCGCUUCUUUUUCAAUGAACGACUGAACUUUUUUUCAAAGGAUGCAAUCUAUCUAUCGACACACUUCACACAGUACUUAACCAACAAACCACAAGCUAAGGCAAAUCAAAAGCAUCAUCAACUUUGUUAACACUAUUUAACUUAAUAACGGAGCUGACGAGUUAUUUUUUAAAGACAGUCGGAGCAAAGUAUAUAUAGAUAUGGGUCAACUAAUUGCUACCGCUAGAUAAUAUUAGGCUAUACUGUGAAUGUCAUACUGAUUUCCCCCAGUUUAAUUGUAAAAUCUCCAAAACAACGGACAUGUAUUGUCGUCUAGUAGAGUCUUAGUUAGGAGCCAAUUAUUCUACACACUAUAAUUGUUGAGUCUUGAUUGACGUUCCCAACUGAAUUGCACUCGCAACUAGUGCUGCUAUUAUCGAUACUACCGUUACUCUGUAUUUACUCUCCCCCAGAAACCACCGUUAUUGUUGUCUCCGUCUAUCUCAGCGCCAAAAAACAGAACCUUUAUCUAAUCCUACUAGGUUUCCUCCAUUCAGUUGGUAAGAUUUUAUCAAGCACGUACUCAUAAUAAUAAACACACACAAAAAAAAACAUACACAAUAGCCGAGAGCAAAAUUCGAAACUACUGUUCAUCACUAGUUAUAUUAAGAUUUAACGAUAAAAAAAUGCAGUCAGCAAAAGUGACCACGAUGUUUUAAAUGAAGGUAACUGCAGUUUCCUUACUAGAGUGCAAUGAAUUGUUUUAGCCAGCACAACUCGUGUGGCAAUAGAAAAGGUGCAAUUUUGUCUAAUAUGUCCGAGCUUUGCCUUCUUUCGAACCAACAGCAAUCGGGUACAUUUGCUAUCCGCAAACAACCAAACCAAGGGUCUUUAGUCGGACCGGAUUGGCGAUCGGAUCACGAAGCUAAGCGUACGAGCUCGUCAUAUUGUAGAGGAACAUCUGUUUUUGUUUUCCGCCAACAGAAAUGUAACGCAUUGAGAAAUUAACUAUUUCUACCAACUUACGAAAGAAUAAAUACAAAUAAAAUCUUUUUCAACAACACUUUAAA
Messenger RNA from Wyeomyia smithii (pitcher-plant mosquito), 2304 nucleotides. Its product is annotated as calcineurin subunit B type 2. Bases 216 to 728 code for a protein of 170 amino acids. The transcript is spliced from 4 exons. The record is from RefSeq and is a predicted model, not a curated record. Lineage: Eukaryota; Metazoa; Arthropoda; Insecta; Diptera; Culicidae. Gene Ontology annotation, molecular function: calcium ion binding; calcium-dependent protein serine/threonine phosphatase regulator activity.